AUGAGACCGCUGCUGGACGAUGCCAAACGCCGGGUAGACCGACGACUCAGUGCGAGCAUGAAGUCCGCCUCCGCUAACCGCGGGGUCGCCGAUCGACUUCCGGAACGCUUCAAGGAUGGCGACGAUGCCCAGGUCGAUUUCACCGCUCCGCCACGGAGCAUGAGCUCGCGAGAUGGGAAUGUCCAUUAUAUGCAGCAGUCGCUCUUCUCCAUGAUUGCGGCAGUCGGAUCCCGGGCGGAUUUUCAUGCGCGGUUCGACGAGUCGAGCGAUAGUGAUGGAGAAGCUGAGGAACAUCCACCGAAAGAGUCGCCGGCCGACCCAGUCUCACCGGAGCGGAUACCAGAAGACUCAAAACUGCCGACCGACAUCGAAGGGAGAGGACGCCGCCACCGGAGGACCAUAUCGGAUAACAGGCUUCUGCGGAAACAGCCCAAGCUGGGCUCGGAGAACAGAGCAAAUGAAUCUUCAACACAAAGCGGGUCGUCCGUCGUGAUUUCUCCAAGGCGCGCCCGCAGUAUGACACCUCGAGCAGCUCCGGUUCUCAGCCGCAUGGUCGAAGCCCAGACUCGAUUUGACACGACUUCUUCCACGACGACAAGUCCAACUCGUUCCAGCAAGCCUCCCCAAGACCGUCCACCAUCCUCCUCGUCAGCACUGUCCACAAGACUAAUGCAGAUGUUCGGGUUUGACACCCCCGAGAAAGUGCUGGUCGAAUACCCUUGCUCGCUAUUGCAAAGCAUGCUCCUCCAGGGCUACAUGUACGUUACCGAGGGACAUAUCUGUUUCUACGCCUACCUUCCGAAGAAGUCCAACGUCGCUAUCAAGUCGGGCUACCUCUCGAAGCGCGGCCGCAAGAACCCGAAAUAUAAUCGCUACUGGUUUGCCCUCAAGGGCGAUGUGCUUUCUUAUUACGCCGAUCCUUCCAACCUUUAUUUUCCCAGUGGCCAUGUCGAUCUCCGAUACGGCAUCUCCGCCUCCCUCGCAGACCCAAAGGGUAAAAGUGGCGACGUGAAGGACUUUCAGGUCACUACCGAUCAACGGACCUAUCUUUUUCGAGCGGACAGUCCCAUGAGUGCAAAGGAAUGGGUGAAAGCUCUGCAGAAAGUUAUCUUCCGAACGCAUAACGAAGGGGAUAGUGUCAAGAUCUCAUUUCCCAUCGCCAACGUGAUAGAUUUGGAGGAGAGUCCGAUGGCCGACUUUGCCGAAACCUUCAAGAUUCGGGUUGUCGAUAGUGGCGAGACAUAUGCAAUCGACGAGUACUUUUUCUCAUUCUUCAACUACGGGCAAGAUGCUUUCAACUAUAUUAAGAACUUGGUCAAUGAUUCUACGAAGAGCGUGCGGGAAGAAUCAUCGGAGCAUCCAGAUGCAAGUGCGCGAAAGAGGCUGUCUAUAAGUAGUGGGCGAUUGGCUGGUCAAAAGCAACAUGACUUGCCACGGAGACGUAGCGCAAGUACCGGACAAGAGGAACUUGGGUCUCCGAAGCAGCAGGAUUCGUCAGAUUCUUUCGUUGCAGCGUGUGCUGAGCCGUCACCAAUUUUUCAGUCGAUGACGGAUACCAAUGAGUCUGCGAGCCAAAUCUUGAACCGCAGCGAUGUUUUUCAAUCGCCUACCAUGCGCAGCUUGCGGAGGCGUUCUUCUGAUGCAGGCGAUGCUCUUGUACGACGCUCGGAUGAGACAGCUCGUUCCGCGUCCGCACUCGCCAGGUCGACUCCACUGGAGAGAACCGUGGAGAACAUCUAUCCUGCACCCGCCGAUGCUGCUCAACCCGUAUCACGUACAGGGCCUCCUUUGAACGACAUUGUCAAAGCUGGAGCAUAUCCACUUCAGCGAGCUGCUGGAUUCGCCGAAUAUCUGAAAAGUCGAUCAAAACAGAUGAGCAGUCUGUUGGCAACCGAGUCCAUGGGCUAUUUCGAAAAGGUUUCUGGCAUGUGGACCGGCGGUCAGCAGCACUAUGGGGAGACCGAAGGAGUGCUAGCCGAAGAUCUCAAUGUUGAUCCCGAGGACAAAGACGGUGGCUUCAACUACGGUGACCGGUUUCGAGCACAUUUUGCGCUUCCAUCAACCGAACGGCUGCAGGCCACUUAUUUUGCGUACCUGCACCGGGUGCUCCCGCUGUAUGGCAAGAUCUACAUUAGUCAGAGGAAGUUAUGUUUCCGCAGUCUGAUCCCCGGCACUCGGACCAAGAUGAUCCUCCCAUUCAAGGAUAUCGAGAAUGUCGAAAAGGAAAAAGGCUUCCGGUUUGGCUACCACGGUCUUGUUGUCAUCAUCCGUGGCCACGAGGAGCUCUUCUUCGAGUUCAAUGCGGCAGAUGCUCGGGACGACUGUGCGGUCACAUUGCACCAGAACCUCGAGUCCAUUAAGUUCAUGGUGGAAUCUGGCAUGCUGGCGGAAGCGGAGCGAGAAGAAGCCGAGGCAGCCCAAGCUGAGCAUCGUAUGCUGCAAGAGGCGAGGCUUGAUGGUCCUGAGGAGCCUGACAACCGUCCCACGCCCGCAGAGGACUCCUCGGAGAUUCAUCCCUUCUUUGACGAUCCGCGUGCUUCGAUUAUCAACUUCAAACCCGCAGAGUCGCUGAGGAUUACAUGUCUGACCAUCGGCUCCCGAGGCGACGUGCAGCCGUAUAUUGCCCUGUGCAAGGGCCUUCUCGCCGAAGGCCAUCGGCCCAAGAUUGCAACGCACGCCGAGUUUGAGCCCUGGGUCCGGCGACAUGGCAUCGAAUUUGCCCCUGUGGAGGGUGAUCCUGCCGAACUCAUGCGUAUUUGCGUGGAAAACGGCAUGUUCACCUACUCCUUCCUGAAGGAAGCAUCGCUGAAGUUUAGAGGGUGGAUCGAUGACCUCUUGUCGUCUGCCUGGACAAGUUGUCAAGACAGCGAUCUUCUCAUCGAGUCGCCGAGCGCAAUGGCAGGGAUCCAUAUCGCGGAGGCACUUCGAAUACCUUAUUUUCGCGGCUUUACCAUGCCCUGGACCAGAACCCGAGCGUAUCCUCAUGCGUUCGCGGUGCCCGAGCACCGAAUGGGCGGCGCAUACAACUAUAUCACGUAUGUCAUGUUUGACAACAUUUUCUGGAAGGCUAUUGCAGGUCAAGUCAACCGGUGGCGCAAUACCGAGCUGGGGUUGAAGGCUACCAGUCUAGAUAAAAUGCAGCAGAACAAGAUUCCUUUCUUGUAUAAUUACUCGCCUUCUGUUGUGCCGCCGCCCCUCGACUACCCAGACUGGAUCCGGAUUACGGGGUAUUGGUUCCUGAACGAGGGCUCCACCUGGACGCCACCAACGGAGCUAUCAGACUUCAUCACGCGUGCUCGGGCCGACGGCAAGAAGAUUGUGUAUAUUGGGUUUGGGUCGAUCGUGGUAUCAGAUCCCUCCGCAUUGACACGCACAGUCAUCGAGUCAGUCCAGAAGGCAGACGUCCGCUGCAUCCUCUCCAAAGGAUGGUCAGACCGUCUUGGCGACCCAUCCAGCGCAAAGCCCGAGAUCUCCUUGCCGCCAGAGAUAUACCAGAUCCAAGCUGCGCCUCACGACUGGCUCUUCUCUCAGAUCGACGCGGCCGCCCACCACGGCGGUGCCGGAACGACGGGUGCAAGUCUGCGCGCGGGACUUCCGACUAUCAUCAAGCCGUUCUUUGGCGACCAGUUCUUUUGCGGAUCCCGGGUCGAGGACCUGGGCGUGGGCAUCUGCAUGAAGAAGCUAAACGUCAGCAUCUUCUCCAGGGCGCUCUGGGAGGCUACGCAUAGCGAGCGGAUGAUUGUCAAGGCCCGGAAUUUGGGGAUCCAGAUUCGCAAUGAAGACGGGGUUUCCGUCGCAAUCCAAGCUCUCUACCGCGACCUCGAAUACGCAAGGACUCUCGCCCGCCAACGCUCCAUCGCCUCGUCUACUCCCUUCUCCCCGACCCCGUCAGCCAAGGUCUCCCCAGAUGAGGCAGACGACGACCUGGACGAUAUCGAGGAGUGGACGUUCGUCGGCGACGAGACAGACAUCGACAUCUCCAAACGCAUGCGCGAGCGCGCAGCCUCCGACGCGGAGAAGUUGGGGUCCUCUUAA
Penicillium lagena is the source of this 4035-nucleotide messenger RNA. RefSeq lists its product as uncharacterized. Gene Ontology annotation, biological process: carbohydrate metabolic process. The record is from RefSeq and is a predicted model, not a curated record. The transcript is spliced from 3 exons. Gene Ontology annotation, molecular function: UDP-glycosyltransferase activity; hexosyltransferase activity. The coding region runs from base 1 to 4035 and encodes 1344 amino acids. NCBI's taxonomy places the organism in Eukaryota, Fungi, Ascomycota, Eurotiomycetes, Eurotiales, Aspergillaceae.